Molecule: messenger RNA, 669 nt
Organism: Melampsora larici-populina 98AG31
Lineage: Eukaryota; Fungi; Basidiomycota; Pucciniomycetes; Pucciniales; Melampsoraceae
Exons: 2
Coding region: 1-669 (222 amino acids)
Source: RefSeq, a predicted model, not a curated record
AUGAAUUCACCUUUCGCUUCCCCUUAUCCACAAACACCUACUCCCGGGGGCUCUUCUAGUGCACUUCAUCUAGGUAGACCACCUCUUACUUCGCUCAAACCAUUUGGUUAUCCAGCACAACAAUUAACUACAAACAAAAACAAACAGAAAUCAACUCUAAUUCAAACACCUCAUCCAUUACCACGUGGACCACAUCCAUUGGCUCAAGUUAGUAUCAUGAAUUCAACUUCUCAUGAACUUACUUUACCAUCGAGUCAUGAAUCUUCAUUAGAUCAAGAUUUGGCUGAAUUCGAACGUAAUCAUCAUCAACAACAACAACAACCUACUCAUCAUCAAACUAAAUAUUCAACUCAUAUUAUGGAUGACUUUGGUACAGAAGAUGAAGAUGAAGAAAUGGAGGAAGAAGAUGGACAAGAAGAAGAUCUGGAAGAAGAGGAAGAAGAUAUCAUAGAAGAAGAAGAAGACGAAACUCAAAUCACUGAAAGUCUCGAUGAAGAAACUAAUAAUACGGAUUCAGUUUCUCUUCGUCUCGGUUUAUCUUCACUCUCACCACCUGGAAUCGGUCGUUUCUUACCAAAUCAUCGUCGAUUAUCUGCUGCACCAAUGAUAGAUUCAAACGAACUUGAUGAUGAUUUAUCUUCAAAGAACUUCGGCUCCAACACCACUUAG